Pistacia vera is the source of this 1925-nucleotide messenger RNA. RefSeq names its product transcription factor bHLH123-like. The transcript has 7 exons. Gene Ontology annotation, cellular component: nucleus. Gene Ontology annotation, molecular function: DNA-binding transcription factor activity, RNA polymerase II-specific; protein dimerization activity; RNA polymerase II cis-regulatory region sequence-specific DNA binding. NCBI's taxonomy places the organism in Eukaryota, Viridiplantae, Streptophyta, Magnoliopsida, Sapindales, Anacardiaceae. The coding region runs from base 173 to 1555 and encodes 460 amino acids. Gene Ontology annotation, biological process: regulation of transcription by RNA polymerase II. The record is from RefSeq and is a predicted model, not a curated record.
AAGCUUUGUAUAUAUAUAUAUACAUAUAUAUAUUUUCGUAAUAUGCAGCGAAUCGUCUCUCAUCAUUUUAUGUAACCUUGAAACCUCCAAGAAACCAAAGCAAGAAGCUCAGUAAUCUCAAACAAAUUAAAACCAAAACAAUCUUCCAAAAGUAGAAACCAUCAAGCAAGCCAUGGCAGACGAAUUCAAUACAACUACUAACUGGUGGGAUUCUUCAAGAACCCGGUUUGAUAACAGUGGAUCUUCUUCUUCGUCUUCAGGUCUCAAUAGCUUGGGGAGCUUCGGAUGGCCAACUGAAAUGGUGGAUAUCAAAGCUAGAACCUCUAUAGAUUCUUCCGUUUCGGUUUCCGGUAGUUCCGUGGUCUUUCAAGACACCCAAAAGCUGCAACAACCCCCUCAAGAUUCUACUUCCCCCGGUGCCGACUUGCAUAUGAUGGGUUUAGGCCUCUCUUCACCAUCCAUGGAGUGGAACCAAACGUUACUUCGGGGUGAUAAAUCUGAGAAUAGUUUUCGCUCCAUGCUUCAAGAGAACUUGAAUUCGAGUGCAAAUUAUCAGCAAGAAACCGGGAUGGGAUCGACUCCAGUUCAUUGGAGAUCAGAGAAAUUAUUUUCCGGGGUGAGUGGAGAUUCAUCAGUGACGGAGUUCAAGCAAAUCAACAGAGGCUUUUCAUUAGAUCAACCUCAGUUUAGUCCUCAUGGCGGGAGCUCCAGUGACAGCACCGUCACAUGUCAAGGUUUGCCGUCAACUUUCCAAAUGGAUUCAUCGGCUUUGUACGGUAGUCCUUCAACUAUUUUACAAGGAAUAUUAGGCGCGCCAGAGAAUAAUAAUAAUCAGCCACACCAAUCUUCCAUGAAUUAUCAAUACGGCGGCGCAAGUAGCUAUGCCAUGAACACAAAUCAAGAGCUACUUCCUUCAUGGUCCAAAGUUCCUCAAUUCUUGAGAACUUCACCACCAAAACAGCCGCCGCAACACAGCCAGCUACACUUCUCCAAUAACGCUCCAUUCUGGAACGCUUCCGCCGCUUCCAUGAACGACGUUCGAUCCUCAGGCUUUUUCCCAACGUUGCAAACACCAUAUGCAACACAAAACUACGAGGAAAAGCCCAAGCAUGCCAUAUCUGAAGUGCGGGAGUCAAACACAGUGGUGAAGAAAAGUAACAGUGGAAGCGAAGCUGCAUCGAAGAGGCCUCGAAACGAAACGGCGUCCCCUAUGCCGGCUUUUAAGGUGAGGAAAGAGAAGAUGGGGGACAGAAUCACUGCACUCCAACAAUUGGUUUCACCUUUCGGAAAGACUGAUACUGCCUCAGUGCUAUCCGAAGCCAUUGAAUACAUCAAGUUCCUCCAUGAACAAGUUUUAAGUACUCCAUACAUGAAAAAUGGAGCUCCCAAUCUUCAACACCAAGAGAAUUCUGAGAAGUCUAAGGACAAUGAAGGACCGAAACAAGAUCUUCGAAGCCGGGGACUGUGUUUAGUACCAGUUUCAAGUACAUUCCCAGUGACACAUGAGACCACAGUUGAUUUUUGGACACCGACAUUUGGAGGAACAUUCAGAUAGAGGAAGAGAAUUUGGUUGGAGAAAAAAAUUUGUCUCAUCAGCAUGUAAACAUCUUUGACAAGUUUAACCCUAGCCAAGCCAAGCCAAGAAUGGGGAGUUGAUAUGAAGAAAUUGAAGAAGAGAAAGCAAGGAAGCAAGAAGCAGAAGAAGGCUAAUCUUCUCAUGAAAAACUGUAGAAAGAAAUCUGUAAAAGAGAGAGAGGAAAAAAAAAAAAAAAAAAAAAAAAGAUUAGAUCCCUCAAAGUGAAAAUGCCAUUGUUGGGGCAACUUCAAGGCAAAAUGAUGUAAGUUUGCCCAAUAUUUGGGAGGAAUGGGAGGCAUAUGAAUUGUUGUAAUAAUUGAAGAAUUAUGAUGAUUUUUAAGGUUGGUUA